Messenger RNA from Bipolaris zeicola 26-R-13, 1323 nucleotides. RefSeq lists its product as uncharacterized. The record is from RefSeq and is a predicted model, not a curated record. The transcript is spliced from 2 exons. The coding region runs from base 1 to 1323 and encodes 440 amino acids. NCBI's taxonomy places the organism in Eukaryota, Fungi, Ascomycota, Dothideomycetes, Pleosporales, Pleosporaceae.
AUGGCCGAGCGACGAAGCUCUUUUGAUCAAGCCUCGGCUGGCUUUCGGGCCCAUUUGCCAGAUCUAUCCAGUCCGCGCUUCAUCACAGCUGCCAAACAAGACAUAUACCAAUAUGUCCAGUCAAUGCAAGACAACCGUGCUCCGCCGUGGUUGUACGACUUGACAAAGGUAUGGGAAAAGCUGUUGGAAGAGCCCUACACAGGUGUUACCAACGAUGGCAAAGUACGACCGGGUCUUUUCAAGGCCCAAGAUGAAGGUGCCAAUGUUCAGGCUGCGUUCGAAAAAGUAGGAGAACUUUUAGAAGGCUUGGAUGAUGAGAAGAGAAACAAAUUAGUGUAUCCGAUCAACGCGAGAGAAUGGCGGGCAUGGAGCAACCCAGAGUUUCUACUGAGGCCAUUUGGACUAAGGCUCGAGGAAGUGCCGGAAAGUACUGCACAGUCAAUCCUCGCCGUAGUCGAGGCGUCCUUGUCGCCAGAAGGCUACCAAAAGGCAUUAUCUGCUAUGCGCAUCAAUCAUUUCCUAGGAGAAGUCGUCAAGCUCCCCAACAUCCUGAAUAAGUACUCGUACAACUUCCUCUUGUUUGGGAUGCCCUCUGCAUCCGCAUCUUCACCAUGGGGCUGGCUCCUUUACGGCCACCACCUCGAUAUCGCAUGCUUCUUCAAGGGGCCUCAGGUCGUCAUUACUCCCUCUUUUACCGGCGCAGAACCAAACAUCAUCGAUCAAGGCGAAUGGAAAGGAACCCAGAUCCUUCAUAAGGAAGGCAAUCUCGGUUUGAAGCUGAUGCAGAGCUUGAGUGCAGAGGAGCAGCAAAUAGCUCAGGUCUUCAAGAAGAUGAGGGAUGAGGGCAUGAAGCAAGUUUACGGCAACUCCAACAACGAUGAGAGCAAGCGUGACGAACUCAUCACUGACACGUGGGGCCCAGAUGACCAGCGUCAUCGCUGUGGCGCCUUUCGAGACAACCGGGUUGUUCCUUACGAGGGUAUUUUAGUCUCUUCGCUCAACCCCACUCAACAGGACAUCAUCUUGGCCAUUUGUCACGAGUUCUUGCUUUACCAUCCAUCCAACGCCCGUGAGCUCAAGCUCAAGCAGAUCAAGCAGCAUCUUGACGAAACGUACUUUUGCUGGAUCGGUGGCUUCAGUGAUGAUGACGCGUUUUACUUCCGGAUCCAAAGCCCGGUUAUCCUCGUGGAAUUCGAUCAUCAUUCCGGAGUCUUCUUAACAAACAAGGAGCCGGCCAAGUACCAUACACAUACUAUUGUGCGGACACCUAAUGCGGGAGAUUACGGUCAGGCCAUUAGGGAUAACCAUGAAAAAUUAGAGUAG